Molecule: messenger RNA, 520 nt
Organism: Sorex araneus (European shrew)
Lineage: Eukaryota; Metazoa; Chordata; Mammalia; Eulipotyphla; Soricidae
Product: cytochrome c oxidase subunit 8A, mitochondrial
Exons: 2
Coding region: 88-297 (69 amino acids)
Biological process (GO): mitochondrial electron transport, cytochrome c to oxygen
Cellular component (GO): mitochondrion
Source: RefSeq, a predicted model, not a curated record
GCCCGGAAUUUCCGCCCGGGGCGUCCAUUUUGACUCCCCGACCUUGGGCUCCGGUUCGCGACUGUGCGCGGUCCGGUCCCCGCCGUCAUGUCUGCGCUGACGCCGCUGCUCCUGAGGGGUCUGGCAGGCCCGGCCCGGCGGCUCCUGGUGCCGCGGGCCCAGGUGCACUCCAGGCCGCCGCGGGAGCCGUUCGGCACCACGGACGUCGUCGUGGGGCUCACCGCCUGCUUCCUGUGUUUCCUCGUGCCGCCCGGCUGGGUCCUGGCCAACCUGGAGAGCUACAAGAAGCGGGAGUGAAGGGGGCCCGCCCGCCCCGCCCCGCCCUGCCCGCGCCGGCCGCCCCGAUCAUGUCGCAGCAUUCUUGGCCGGCCUCCCCGAAUCAUGUCCUGAGUCGUAGUGACCUCCGCGGCCAUCCUGAGCUCUCGAUUUCGCCAUGGCGACCCCGGGGCCACACAGCUGGAUUUCUAAGGCCCUGCGCGGUAGGGCCCCUGUUGUAACAAUAAAGUCUGUUUCCACCCGG